Molecule: messenger RNA, 1332 nt
Organism: Lingula anatina
Lineage: Eukaryota; Metazoa; Brachiopoda; Lingulata; Lingulida; Lingulidae
Product: sarcoplasmic calcium-binding protein-like
Molecular function (GO): calcium ion binding
Source: RefSeq, a predicted model, not a curated record
AGGGAAGCGUGUGAAAGUAAAGCGCUUUUCGGGCCAGAAAUGUCUUGCAUAGCCAUGCUGAAUAUGCCAAGACUUAUACAACGCCGCCUGCUUGGGCUACCGAUGAUAGUGCAACCUGACAGAAAAUUGGGGAGAUUAAUCCCACCUGCUCAAAACUUAUCAAAGAAGAUAACAGUGCCCGUAUUUAAUAAACAAAGGGGAAUGGCGCCAGUUAUCCAGCUCAAGCUAGGCCUUGUGAAACAGCCAUGGCGUUUUAGAAAGCCUGUGGAAUACCCUGAAAUAACUGGCUCGGAUCAUUGGAGACGAAAAAUGCGCACCCAAUUUAGGGCCCUCGACACAAACGGUGAUGGUUACUUGACAAAAGAAGAUAUAGAGAUGGGCGCUAGACGUACUGCAGCGUACAUGAAUCUUAGUGACGAAAACACUGAAAUUAUUCUGGACCAACGCCUUGCCUACUGGAGAGAUUCACUUUCUAAAGGUAGAAUAUCCGAGGAUCGGUUCGUGGAUAAUCAGCUCGUCGUCAUGAACGACAACAAUUGUCGAGAAAUUUUGUUUGAUAGCCUUUGUUCAAGAUUUCGAGCGAUGGAUUUGGACGGUGAUGGACUUAUUUCUCCAGAUGAACAUGCUGCUAUUUUCUACAGUUUCAACAUCCCUACUGAGCAUUCAAAGAAAGUAUUCGACAUCAUAGACAGCGACAGUGACGGCUUCAUUACCCAAGAAGAGUUCGUUCUCGCACUCACUGAAUUCAAUUUAACCGAAAAUCCUGACAAUAAAUUCAACGAGUGCUUCGGUCCACUCGUUGACAAUGAAAACUGAUGUAUUUUCUAUCGCCAAAAAGAGAAAAAAUAUUCUGCCCAAAUGAUUGUCGAGUUCAAAAGAAACAUGCAUGUACUGCAAUGAAUACAGUAUUUCAUAUAUUGAGAUUCGAGAUAAGUGUCUAAACAUACGGGAUCAUGAGAAACGACAGGAACAGAAAUACUGUCGAAUGUGUAAGACACAAAAUGAGAAAAACCACUUUUGAAUACCAGGAGGGGAUUGUUGUCUUUAUAUAUUAGCUAAUUUACACACACAACAGUGUAAAUGAAAGUAGACGUUUGAUCGUGUGAUAUUUGUUGUGAGACGAUAACACAGAAUGCUAAAACUCUCUCAAAUAUACGCAAAGAUUUGAUAUAUUACAAUUCUUUCAGCAAAACACGAUGACUUUAAAGUUUUCCUUCAAAUAAUUACAUAAUAAAACAUUUCAAACUUGUCCUUUAAAUGAAGACAAGUUAUACAAUAUCCCUAAUGCGCUAAGACAGUGACCGUCUUUGGCAAAAUAAGAUGACUGUGCAA